This is a messenger RNA of Mastomys coucha (southern multimammate mouse), 665 nucleotides long. It is a transcript of the gene Calm2, whose product is annotated as calmodulin 2. The coding region runs from base 179 to 628 and encodes 149 amino acids. Gene Ontology annotation, molecular function: calcium ion binding. The transcript is spliced from 6 exons. NCBI's taxonomy places the organism in Eukaryota, Metazoa, Chordata, Mammalia, Rodentia, Muridae. The record is from RefSeq and is a predicted model, not a curated record.
UGGCCGGGACUCGUUCGCUAUGUUCCGUUAUCUGGCAUGAGGCGGAGGGAUCUGGCGGAGGGAGGCGCAGGGAGGUGUUUAUGAGGAGCUGGGGGCAGAGGAGGAGAAUUAGUCCGAGUGGAGCGAGCGAGUCGAGCGGUUGUCUGGUCGCGUCUCGGAAACCGGUAUCCCUUGCAGCAUGGCUGACCAACUGACUGAAGAGCAGAUUGCAGAGUUCAAAGAAGCUUUCUCACUAUUUGACAAGGAUGGAGAUGGGACAAUAACAACAAAGGAGCUGGGAACAGUGAUGAGGUCCCUGGGGCAGAACCCCACAGAAGCAGAGCUGCAGGACAUGAUCAAUGAAGUAGAUGCGGAUGGUAAUGGCACAAUUGACUUCCCUGAAUUUCUGACAAUGAUGGCAAGAAAAAUGAAAGACACAGACAGUGAAGAAGAAAUUAGAGAAGCAUUCCGUGUGUUUGAUAAGGAUGGCAAUGGCUAUAUUAGUGCAGCAGAGCUUCGCCAUGUGAUGACAAACCUUGGAGAGAAGUUGACAGAUGAAGAGGUUGAUGAAAUGAUCAGGGAAGCAGACAUCGAUGGGGACGGUCAGGUAAACUACGAAGAGUUUGUACAAAUGAUGACAGCGAAGUGAAGACACUGUACAGAAUGUGUUAAAUUUCUUGUACAAA